AUGCUCCCGCUAGCCAGAUUCUCCACUCAACUCUCGUUCAGAGCAAGAGAGAUAUCCAAGAGGAUCCAAAAGGCUCUACAGGAACUAGCGGAGAAUAUCCACAGGGAGCGAACUCAGCAACAACAACAAUUCGUACCAAAACCACAACCGGCAUUGGUGCCCGUGCCAGUUAGAAACAGAUCCGGCCCAUUUAUACGCCAGUUCAGCACCUACUCGCAUGCUUCAUUUGCCUAUCAACCAUCAUGGUCGCAUGCCAAGGUUCGCACUUCGUGGGUAAACAAAUACAUGUUCAACAAUCUCCGCAAACCCGUAAAGUCAAACUUGCUCAGAUUGUUGAAUCGUGGAUUUGUUUACCACAACUUUUCGCAGGCCUACCAAAAUAAGUUUAGGUUAAAGUUGCAUCAGCUGAACUUGCGUUACACCUACCGGUUCUUGAUGACGAGGUUAAGGGAGAAAUACCAAGUAUACCCAAUCAAGUCGCAGAAUGUCGAACGCAAGAACCUCCAUGUGAGAUUGAAUGCUUCGAAUACCCCACAGAAUCAUAGACUAAUCUUGGACUUGGCUAGAACCGAGUCUUCAGAGAGUAAAAUUGCUCCACGGUCUAUGGGUAGUUAUAUCGACUACCCAAUCCAUUUUGAUCUCUCUAUUCCCGAAGAGACAAUCCUCACGGGAGAGAUUGUUGAUGAGAUGCUUCACAGUAUCAAGUCAUUUGAAAAGAAACUUCAAGAGCUAAAGCGCGAUCUCACCAAUCUAUUCGAUUUAGGCGAGUUGCCAAUCAAGUAUUUGUCAAAGACCAAUGUUCUCCGAAUUCAUUUCCCCAACUGUGACAGAGAAAGGUUGGAGAAAUUGUGCAUCGAAAAGGGCAUCGUUGGAGGCGUGGUACUUGAAGAAGCAGCAGCAGCAAACAAUGCAAAGACAAAGAGCCCAGCACAAGUGUAUGAGUCUGACGUUCUCAGCUCAUACGGCGACGAGUCGUUGAAUACUUGCAGCAGUGGUGUGUUGAGCACCGAAUCUAGCGAUUUGGUUGAACAUUUGGAAGACCAAGUCGUUGUUAGACCAUGGCAAGAGCUUGCACCUCUUCAGCAAGUGAUCAGCGUGAAUGAAGACUACUAUUUUGCAUAA
This is a messenger RNA of Lodderomyces elongisporus, 1122 nucleotides long. RefSeq lists its product as uncharacterized. Gene Ontology annotation, biological process: proteasome assembly. Bases 1 to 1122 code for a protein of 373 amino acids. Gene Ontology annotation, molecular function: proteasome binding. The transcript has a single exon. NCBI's taxonomy places the organism in Eukaryota, Fungi, Ascomycota, Pichiomycetes, Serinales, Debaryomycetaceae. The record is from RefSeq and is a predicted model, not a curated record.